Molecule: messenger RNA, 396 nt
Organism: Cebus imitator (Panamanian white-faced capuchin)
Lineage: Eukaryota; Metazoa; Chordata; Mammalia; Primates; Cebidae
Product: 60S ribosomal protein L37-like
Exons: 1
Coding region: 8-328 (106 amino acids)
Biological process (GO): translation
Cellular component (GO): ribosome; cytosolic large ribosomal subunit
Molecular function (GO): RNA binding; structural constituent of ribosome
Source: RefSeq, a predicted model, not a curated record
AAUAAAGAUGAAAUACAAAUGUUGCAGAAGCAAUAUGACGAAGGGAACGUCAUCGUUUGGGAAGCGUCGUAAUAAGACGCACACGUUGUGCCGCCGCUGUGGCUCUAAGGCCUACCACCUUCAGAAGUCUACCUGCGGCAAAUGUGGCUACCCAGCCAAGCGCAAGAGAAAGUAUAACUGGAGUGCCAAGGCUAAAAGACGAAAUACCACCGGGACUGGUCGAAUGAGGCACCUAAAAAUUGUAUACCGCAGGCUCAGGCAUGGAUUCCGUGAAGGAACAACACCUAAACCCAAGAGGGCAGCUGUUGCGGCAUCCAGUUCAUCUUAAGGAUUUCACCGAUUAGUCACGCAAUAAAUGUUCUGGUUUUAAAAAUAAAAAAAAAAAAUAAAAAAAAA